Messenger RNA from Diprion similis, 2230 nucleotides. Its product is annotated as dihydrolipoyllysine-residue succinyltransferase component of 2-oxoglutarate dehydrogenase complex, mitochondrial. Gene Ontology annotation, molecular function: dihydrolipoyllysine-residue succinyltransferase activity. Gene Ontology annotation, cellular component: oxoglutarate dehydrogenase complex. Gene Ontology annotation, biological process: tricarboxylic acid cycle. Lineage: Eukaryota; Metazoa; Arthropoda; Insecta; Hymenoptera; Diprionidae. Bases 225 to 1712 code for a protein of 495 amino acids. The transcript has 9 exons. The record is from RefSeq and is a predicted model, not a curated record.
UAGCAAGCAGCUGAGCUGAGCGAGCAGAGCAUCUGGCUCGCCCACAUCCCGAUCCCCGUAUAACCGAGGACUAGGCGAGAACGACGACGAACGAGUACGAGAAUAGCGGAGAGUAACGAGGAGAGAGUAAAGGAGUAAAGGCGGCAAGGUUUAGGCAGGGAGUAGCAGCUCGGCGAGUAUCGUCCCGAUAAUAAAAUAGGCAUAAACAGGCUUAUAUUGUAAGGAUGGCCGGGGCGAUGCUGUCCAAUUAUUCCCGGUGCGUGCCUCGCGCUCUAUUCCGUAUCGUAUCUUCGCCCACGACGAACGCCAGGGCGACGAGAUCGAUUCAUCAACGACGCGGCAAAGGCCGCGUGUUAGCCGCGAUCUCUGGAGAGCAACAGUUGACUGAAGAAACUAAGGCAUCAGUAUGUACGAAAAACAACUUUAAUCAGCACUGGAAAACGCACGUCAGGCAUAUCAGGUCUACAUCGUCGUUAUGGGAGCUGAAAGAUGUGACCGUACCUCCAUUCGCUGAGAGUGUAAGCGAAGGUGACGUCAGAUGGGAUAAAAAAGCUGGGGAUCAAGUGAAGGAGGAUGACGUACUUUGCGAAAUUGAAACUGACAAGACAUCCGUCCCAGUUCCUGCGCCCGUUUCUGGCGUCAUCAAGGAGAUAUUCGCCAACGACGGAGACACCGUUAAAGCUGGUCAAAAAUUGUGUUCAAUCGACGUCGGAGCCAGCGGUGGAGCCGCACCUGCUGCUGCGAAAGCGGAUGCACCAAAAGCAACCCCUCCUCCUCCUCCUCCCAGCCCUGCAGCAGCUACACCCAAACCCGCAGCUCCAACACCCCAACCAACUCAGGUAACUCCCCCUUCGCCUCCUCCUAAACCGACUACUCCACCCGCCUCGCGUCCUCCUCCACCUCAGGCACCAACAGCAUCGAUGCCUGUCGCUGCGAUAAAACACGCUCAGUCCUUAGAGGGAGCCAGAGUUCAACUACCACCCGAGGACUACAGCCGUGAAAUUAUCGGCACAAGAACUGAACAACGAGUGAAAAUGAACAGGAUGCGGCUGCGCAUAGCUGAGAGGCUAAAGGACGCUCAAAACACGAACGCGAUGUUAACAACGUUCAACGAAAUCGAUAUGAGCCAGAUGAUGGAAUUCCGCAAAGCGAAUCAAGAACUGUUCCUAAAGAAGUACGGACUGAAGUUGGGAUUCAUGAGCGCAUUCAUAGCGGCAAGUUCGUACGCAUUGAAAGAUCAGCCGGUUGUGAACGCGGUGAUAGACGGUAACGAAAUCGUCUACAGGGAUUUCGUCGACAUUAGCGUUGCCGUUGCGACACCUAAGGGUCUGGUUGUUCCUGUACUCCGCAGUGUUGAGAACAAGAACUUUGCGGAGAUAGAAAUAGCGCUGGCCGCUCUCGGUGACAAGGCAAAGAAGGGUAAAAUAUCCGUCGAAGACAUGGACGGUGGCACAUUUACUAUAAGCAACGGCGGCGUCUUCGGCUCUCUAAUGGGAACGCCCAUAAUAAAUCCACCCCAGAGCGCGAUCCUCGGUAUGCACGGCGUUUUCGACAGACCGAUAGCAGUUAAAGGACAGGUCGUCAUUCGACCGAUGAUGUACGUCGCGCUGACGUACGAUCACCGACUGAUCGACGGACGUGAAGCGGUAAUGUUCUUGCGCAAGAUCAAGAAUGCAGUUGAAGAUCCUCGAGUAAUAUUAGCAGGUUUGUAAUUUCUGAGGGAUAUAAAACGAAGGAAGAAAAGACAGGAAAUUCUUCACCCCGAAACGACGUGAACGAGAAACCAAACAAGGAGUUAGUAAGAAAGUAACAAAGAAUGAAAACAGUAGAGAAGAAUUUGUUGAUCUUUUUUAACGUGCCUCUCACCCCGUCUCUCGUCAUACAUAAAAUACGUGCACACAUGAUAUGUGAAUAUUUUGUAUAUAAUACCGUGUAUUAUAUAUGUAUGUAUGCACAUAAUCGUUUUCUUCUCCGUCAAACAAAAAAUAUCGUAAUACCAUCAUUUUAUAAAUACACCACCAUGGAUGUGAAAAUCGCCACCGUCGGGCCAACUGCCUAACUGAUAGUAAAGUAAAGUAAAGUAAAGUAAAGUAAUAUGUAUUCUGAAUCGCUUUCAGUCGAGAGAUGAGAAACUCUGGAUUAAUAUAUAACGUAUACGUACGUUGUUAUUGUUAUUGAUAUUAUUAUUAACGUAGGCUCUAAAUGAAAGAAAAAAAAAGAGAAGAAUAGU